ACCAGGCCAGGUCACCUGCGCCACCCCUCGCGAUCCUGGGCUCCGGGCCGGAGUUCCAAUCCUCUCACGUCCAGGCCAUGGCGCAGGACAGGGACCUUGGAAUUGGGAGACGCGUGGAAACUUGAAGAGCAGCCCACUAUACCCCACUGCGUGCAGCAGGCUGAGCUUUCGAAGCCAGCAGGGAGCGAACCAGUCUUCACAACUCAGGUGGGCCAGGGCUCAGGAGGGAGAAGAUGGGGCAGGGAGCACCAGGGUCACCUCCGUGGUCCGCAGCUCUCUCUUCACCUCCGCCCCGCCAACUCUAGCCCUUCGGAGUUCUGGGACCACAAGCCCAUUGCGAGUUACUCUGAGAUAUUUGCAGCAUCGGUGGGCAAUGUGGAUUGGCUUCGGUUCUGUCUGAAUACUGAGUGCAAGGACAUCGCUGUGGACGACAAGGGCUUCACUGCCAUCCACUUGGCAGCCCAAAAGGGCAAUCUUUCAUGCAUUCAGCUCUUGAUAGAGGAGUGCAAGUUUCCUGUGGAUCUGCCCACGGAAAACACCCCCAUGCACCUCCUCAUCCACAGGGGCAACAAGUCAGAGGUCCUCUCCUGCAUUGACUACCUGCUCAAGAAAGGGGCAGUCAUCAACUCCCAAACAUGCAAUGGCUCCACACCCCUGCACCUGGCCACCUGUGAUGGUCUGCUGGGCUGUAUGAAAGUCCUGGUGCAGAGUGGAGCCAAUGUCCACACCCGAGAUGCCAUGGGCUACAAGCCCAUCGAUUACUGCAAAAUAUGGAACCACCACACCUGUGCCAGGUUCUUGAAGGAUGCCAUGUGGAAACAGGACAAGAAGGACUUUGCCCGAGAGAUGGGGAAACUGCAGAGCCUCAAAAAGCUGGUUAUCUUGGAGUACCACUACCUGAUAGAACUAAAAAAAGAACAAAGAAAUCUGAGAGAGGCUGAUUUCAGAAAGUGGCUCCAAGGCAAGCUGCUGUCCCAGUGCCACACCCUGGCCUCUGCUGAUUCUAAGCAAGAGGUUGGGACUGGACCUUGGUUCUUGGCCCUCUCCAACACUGUAGGGUCCCGUAUUUCCAGGAGCUUCCAUCCCUCUGUGGAAGCUCAACUGAAAAGCUUGCCCCAGCCUGUGGUGCCACCCAAGCCCAUCCACAAACAGCCCACCAUCAGUUGGCCCAAAUUGUGGAAUCUUAGCAAUAACCCCACCUCAUCUCUGACCACAAAGAUUGGCUGCCCACAGGGUAUCCGCCUGGGCAUGCACCCCGACCCCCAUCAGGAGCAUGACUUCCAAAGAUUCCUCGACAUGACUCAGAAUUCAUUUGGGGGUACGUGUCUGCACACAGUGAAUGGCCACUGGGUGACACCUGUACCCCAGGUGCCUUUCGAGGUGAUGAUCCGGGUGCCGUACCCAGGGAUGCAAUCCUACAGGAUGAAAGUGCCCCAGGGCUUGUAUCCCCUCAGCAUCCUCAACAUGCCUCAGAAGCAGCAUUUGGGUGACUCGUGGACCCACACAAUGGCCAUGAGCCUGCGUGAGACAUUUGGUAAACCCUUCCUGGCAGUUGUGGAAGUUAGCAGGGCUGGGGUUCUGAAGGCACUGCCCUCCAAGAGAGUUCUCACAUAA
Molecule: messenger RNA, 1614 nt
Organism: Nannospalax galili (Upper Galilee mountains blind mole rat)
Lineage: Eukaryota; Metazoa; Chordata; Mammalia; Rodentia; Spalacidae
Gene: Ankrd53
Product: ankyrin repeat domain 53
Biological process (GO): mitotic metaphase chromosome alignment; regulation of mitotic spindle organization; regulation of mitotic cytokinesis
Cellular component (GO): spindle pole
Molecular function (GO): protein binding
Source: RefSeq, a predicted model, not a curated record